AUGCAUCUAUCUAUCUAUCUAUCUAUCUAUCUAUCUAUCUAUCUAUCUAUCUAUCUAUCUAUCUAUCUCAAAUACAUUUGGCCCAAGGCUGUACCAUUGUACAGUUCCUAUCUAUCUAUCUAUCUAUCUAUCUAUCUAUCUAUCUAUCUAUCUAUCUAUCUCAUCUUUAUCUAUCUAUCUCAUUCUUUUCCUAUCUAUCUAUCUAUCUAUCUAUCUAUCUAUCUAUCUAUCUCAUUCUUUUCCUAUCUAUCUAUCUAUCUAUCUAUCUAUCUAUCUAUCUAUCUAUGUCAGUAUGUUUUUACUUUCUUUGUUUCUUUCUCAUUCUAUUACUAUCUAACAGCUUUUUUCAGCCCUUUCUUUUUAAAUCUUUUUCUUUUUCUGUUUCUUCUCUCUCCCUCUUCCUCUUACGCAUUCUCUCUCUGCUUUUUUGCCUGUGUUUUUCUUUAUCCUUUCCCAUCUAUCUUUCUUUCUUUUUUCUGUUUCUUCUUUUUCAUUCUUUCUCUUUUUUGUCUCUCUUUCUUUUUUCUUUCUUUUCUGUCUCUUCUUUUCUCUCAUUCUUUUUCUUACUUUUGUCUGUUUCUUCUCCUUCUCCUUCUUUCUUUCUUUCUUUCUUUCUUUCUUUCUUGUUUUUAUCUCUCUUUCUUUUUUUUUCUGUUUCUUCUUCUCUUCGCUCUCUUUAAUUCCACGUUGUUCUUUUUUCUAACCCUUAACUUCUUUUUUUUUCAUCAAUUGCUUCUUUUUUAUUUUUCUGUUUCUUCUUCUCUCACUCAUCCUGUUUCUAUUUUCUCACUGUUCUUUCAUUAUACUUUUGCUUCUAUCAGUGACACUGUUCUUUCUUAUUUAAAUUAUUUCUUUUUCUUUUUUCAUAGAAAGAAAGAAAGAAAGAAAGAAAGAAAGAAAGAAAGAAAGAAAGGCAAACGGAAAGACGAUACAUGCUUUUAG
Molecule: messenger RNA, 942 nt
Organism: Acanthosepion pharaonis
Lineage: Eukaryota; Metazoa; Mollusca; Cephalopoda; Sepiida; Sepiidae
Source: the annotation of a GenBank genome assembly